CUCGCCGACGGGACGUGAACGCGGCAGCAGUCCAGGGGCGGGCAGGCAGGCUCUCACCGUGCAGUAUGGCGGACGAUGGAGACAGUUCGAGCGGACCGGUGGACACCAGCGGCGGGCAGGCGGCGGCGGACGAGUCGGACGGACUCGGCGUCGGCGCGAUGCUGCUGAACAUCGGCGUUUUGCUGGCGGUGGCGGCGGCGUGCGUGGCGGCGUACCGGCGGUGGGGCCGGCGGCUCGGCCCCGACGCGGCCCUGCGCGACGAGGCCGCGGCGCUGCCCAAGAUGCGGCGGCGGGACUUCACGCUGGAGCAGCUGCGGGAGUACGACGGGCUGCUGAACCCGCGCAUCCUGAUGGCCGUCAACAUGAAGAUCUUCGACGUGACCAGCGGCAAGAAGUUUUACGGCAAAGACGGUCCUUACGGCAUUUUCGCGGGCCGGGAUGCCUCGCGAGGCCUGGCCACCUUCUGCCUGGAGAAAGACGCCCUGUGGGACGAGUACGACGACUUGUCCGACCUCAACGCCGUCCAGAUGGAGAGCGUGAGGGAGUGGGAGAUGCAGUUCAAGGAAAAAUACGAUUACGUCGGGCGGUUGCUGAAGCCCGGGGACGAGCCGUCGGAGUACACGGACGAGGAAGACAUCAAGGACCACCUGAAACACGACUGAGCGGUUCCAUCACACCAACCAAAGCCAGGAGACCCCCCCCCCCCCCCCCCCCCCCCCCCCCCCCCCCCCCCCCCCCCCCCCCCCCCCCCCCCCCCUCUCCCCCCCCGACCUCCUCAUCCUCCUCUUCCUCCUGCCGCUACCUUCACCUGCCCCCCUGCUCCUCCUGGAUCUGUCCGGUUGUCGCGGCUAUUCUCCACGGACAGGACUCGAGUCUCAACGCCCCCCCCCCGACUUCACCCACCGACAGAAAAGCAAAUUGGAAAAACCUUUUGACGAGGGGGCGGAGAGGUGGAACCAUUAGAUGUAUGGAAACAAAACCACGUGAUAUGUAGGACGAGAGGGGAAAAGGGGGGGGGGCGUGGAAUGUGGUAGUCGUGGUCGUGGAGGUUUGGUCGGUGCCGGUUCAGAAACACAUCGUCAGAGAUGAUCGGUGGAUUCGGGAUGGGGAAGCGGAUUUCUCUCUUUUUAUCUGUGGUUUAGUCACAUUGCAACGGAAACUGCUUCAGCUUUUGGACAGCUUGUCAAUCAAUCAAUCAAUCAAUCAAUCAUUCGUUUGUUUUUUUCUUUGUUUUGUUUUUUUUCGUUCAGAGGAUUUCACCCCCUUGUCGAGCGCAGGGCAGAGUUGUGGCCUAACCAAAGGUAACUGGCGGGCGUCGCGUUUUCCUGUUUGUGUUUUGUAGUGUAUGCACUACUAGUUUUCUUUGUUUGUCACCAUGUGAUUGUAUUUGUUGAGUAGUAUCGAGGGAGGGAGGGAGGGGACGUUUGUUUUGUUUUGGUUUUUUGAGGUGGGGGGGUGGGGUCAAAGGUCCUUGCCAUACGAUACCUGUUUUUCAAUCACGUCGGAUGAAGUGAAUCAGCGGAAUCGGGAAUACAAAGGGAAGGUGACAAGGCAGUCCGAAAUCAAUCGACUCCGUUGUUUACAUGCCUCACAACGCCAGCUGCAAAGUCUGUAGUCUGUUUCCCCCCCGGAAAAAAAAAUGGUCCAAGUAUUAAUUGUGCCUUAUUUAGUUUGUCAUGUCAGUCCGACUCCCGACUGGUCGAACGUAGGAGGAGGAGGCGGCGAGCGGAGCAACGGCGGCGGCGUCGUCGGUUUCUCCCCCAACACGUAACGAAGGCAGAACGUUUCUGACGGUCGUCCGUGAACCGACUGUAAUAUUUCUCCCCCCAACGUCACAAACUUUGUAAAUAGACCGUAUGAAUAACUCAGUGUUACUGCCAUAUUUAUGUAGUCAAUGAACUCCAUAUACGUAUAACGCGCUGUCGUAUUGGCCAAAACCCCCAAAAGAUUUUGUUUUUUUCAUUUCUUUUUGGGUUUUUUCAGUUCUGAACUUACUUUUUAAAAAAAAAAAAAAGUGUGUGAAUUUCCAAAUAAAAUAAAAAGUUUAAAAAACCUAGGGUUUGCUAAAGUGCUGCAGGGCGGGACCGGGAGCUAUUUGUGCGAAUUUUUUUCUUUUUUUCCGGAGACGUUGCUUAUCCUGUAAAUAUAUCGUAUCAUUUUAUUAAAGCAUGUGCAACAACAACGUGAGCUAUGCCGAAAUCCCACCAUGUCAUGUAUUUAACUGUUGGGGGUGUGUGUGUGUGUGUGUGUGAGCGAGCGAGCGCGUGUCUGCGUGUGUGUCUGCGUGACGGAGGCAGGAAGGGAUUUGUUCAUGCAUAAUAAAUCGAUUUGGUUAAUAA
Messenger RNA from Scophthalmus maximus (turbot), 2339 nucleotides. It is a transcript of the gene pgrmc2, whose product is annotated as progesterone receptor membrane component 2. Gene Ontology annotation, cellular component: membrane; endomembrane system. Bases 66 to 662 code for a protein of 198 amino acids. Lineage: Eukaryota; Metazoa; Chordata; Actinopteri; Pleuronectiformes; Scophthalmidae. The record is from RefSeq and is a predicted model, not a curated record. The transcript has 3 exons.